CAGCUCCUCCCUUCGAGCCAAUAGCGAUCGGGCACAGCCCGUGUCCAUGGUCUGUGGGAGGAUCUAACGGCAGCGCUCCGCUCCUCCACGGCCAGCCAAACACUUCAACACACUGCGCCAAAGAAAAAGGAAACCUUCAGCGCUGAAACUUCAGUUUGAUAAGAAGUGAUGGCAGCUAUUCGUAAGAAGCUGGUGAUUGUGGGAGAUGGAGCCUGUGGAAAAACCUGUUUGCUCAUUGUGUUCAGUAAAGACCAGUUCCCAGAGGUCUACGUGCCCACAGUGUUCGAAAACUACAUCGCUGACAUAGAGGUGGAUGGCAAACAGGUGGAGUUGGCUCUAUGGGACACAGCUGGUCAGGAGGACUAUGAUCGGUUGAGGCCAUUGUCGUACCCAGACACAGAUGUUAUUCUGAUGUGCUUCUCUAUAGACAGCCCAGAUAGUUUAGAGAAUAUUCCAGAGAAAUGGACGCCAGAGGUAAAACAUUUUUGUCCCAACGUUCCCAUCAUCCUCGUGGGCAAUAAAAAGGACCUGCGAAAUGAUGAACACACGCGCAGGGAGCUGAUCAAGAUGAAACAGGAACCUGUAAAACCAGAGGAGGGCCGUGACAUGGCUAACAGGAUCAGUGCAUUUGGAUAUUUGGAGUGUUCGGCUAAAACUAAAGACGGAGUGCGUGAGGUGUUUGAGAUGGCCACCAGGGCGGCGCUGCAGGUGCGCAAGCGCAAGAAGAGAAAUGGCUGCCUACUGUUAUGAGCCACACGCUGAAACACACACACACAUACCUCCAUGUUCCUUUUUAACAACUGACCCCAGGAGAAACCUACAGUACCUGCCACUCCCCACAUUUCUCGCAAUCCAGGAGUGGAUGACAGAAAAAUAUUUAUAAAGAAACCGAAGUGUGUGUCAGUAGCUUACCCAAUACAUCCUGCGAUCUUUCUCUUUCUUUUUUUCUUUUCUUUUCACCAGCAUACUUUCCUUCCUUCCUUCUAUGGAAGAAAGACUGACAGAUUAAUUUUGUAUUUGUACAUAAAUCUUCUCUGUAUCUUUCGGUUCUGGUUUACAGUUAUUCUAUGCCUCUGUGUAUGAUGCUCAAUGAUUUAAGUUUAAAAAAAAAAAAAAGCAAAAAUACAUUUAUCAUUCAUUUAAACUGCCA
This is a messenger RNA of Ctenopharyngodon idella (grass carp), 1150 nucleotides long. RefSeq names its product ras homolog family member Cb (gene rhocb). Lineage: Eukaryota; Metazoa; Chordata; Actinopteri; Cypriniformes; Xenocyprididae. Gene Ontology annotation, molecular function: GTP binding; GTPase activity. The transcript is spliced from 5 exons. The record is from RefSeq and is a predicted model, not a curated record. Gene Ontology annotation, cellular component: neuron projection. Bases 169 to 750 code for a protein of 193 amino acids. Gene Ontology annotation, biological process: small GTPase-mediated signal transduction.